This is a messenger RNA of Nicrophorus vespilloides, 5339 nucleotides long. Its product is annotated as CLIP-associating protein. Gene Ontology annotation, molecular function: microtubule binding. Gene Ontology annotation, cellular component: mitotic spindle; cytoplasmic microtubule; spindle microtubule. The record is from RefSeq and is a predicted model, not a curated record. Gene Ontology annotation, biological process: mitotic spindle assembly. The coding region runs from base 174 to 4553 and encodes 1459 amino acids. NCBI's taxonomy places the organism in Eukaryota, Metazoa, Arthropoda, Insecta, Coleoptera, Silphidae. The transcript is spliced from 25 exons.
CAGUGGGUAAAGAAGAUCGUUAAACCUACUUGACAAUUUGACAAUUCCUAUAUGGUCUAUAUGGUGCAAUAAGGAUCGUUCGUGAAUUUGUGUGCGAAACAGUGUUUGUUUCUGUGUCCCCGUUAAUAAUUUACUGUCCAUGUUAAUAAGAACAAUUUAAUUGUUAAGCCAAAAUGGCAUACAGAUGUCCAACGGACUUGGAUGAGUUCCUGCCCCAUCUGCCUAAAGCAGACACAAAGUUCCGACAGCAGCUUGGUGUUGAUCUGCUGGCUUUCUUAGCUGAACCAUCUAAUCCCAUCACAUGUCAGGAUAUUGGGCAACUUGUUGAUGGGCUAAUACCAUGGAUGCAGAGCAGUAAUUAUAAGGUGUCCAGCAAUGGAAUCGAGAUUAUGACUUAUCUGGUUGAUAGGCUAGGCUACGACUUCCGACCGUACCUUCAAACCGUGCUACCCUGCGUGAUAGAUAGAUUGGGAGACGCGCGCGAUACCGUGCGAGAGAAAGCCCAGCUGCUGAUUCUGAAGCUUCUGGAACGAGAGGUCAUCACGCCGCAAGCACUUCUCGAAAAGCUGACCCCUGGAUUUACGCACAAGAACGCCAAGAUUCGGGAGGAGGUCCUUAGAUGUCUUGUGAAUACUAUCAAUGAACAUGGUGCACAGUCCGUAACUUUGAGCAAGUUUAUACCGCAUAUAGUUAAAUUGAUUUCGGAUCCUACGUCGACCGUAAGGGACACCGCUUUUAUUACCAUCGUCGAUCUUUAUAAGCACGUAGGAGAUAAGCUGAAGAUUGACAUUCAGAAGAGGAACUUAGUGCCGGCUGCACGAUUGCCGGCGUUGCUAGCGCGCUUCGACGAAGUCAAAGCUUCCGGAGAACUUCUUCCAACGAGCAAAUCAAUUGACAUUGGGACAGAUGAUGUAGACAAAUUGGUCAUGCCAAAGCCUAUAGUUCCUGUACGAAAAACCGCAUUGGGGUCUGCGAUGAAGCGUAGUACUUCAAAUUCGCGAAGCGUUGCCUCCAAUCCUGGAAGCAACUCCGUUCCAGUUAGCAGAUCCGUUUCAAUCCGCAAGAAUUGCGUCUCUGGUGCUGUUGAUGAAGAACUAUUCAUUAAAUAUUUCGACGAAGUGCCUCAGUUGCAGCUGUUUUCCCAUAGGGAAGUCAAUGAUCACAUGAAAUCCAUUCAAGAUAUCAUCUCCGAUACAAAUAAGGAUUGGAAUAAACGCACUGAUGCAUUAAAGAAAUUACGUUCGCUUGUUAUAGCCGGUGCAACAAAUUACGAUGAUUUCCAUACGAAUCUCAGGAGUAUGGAGUAUGCGCUACAGGCGACCAUUAAAGAUCUGCGUUCGCAGGUCGUCAGAGAGGCUUGCAUCUCGAUCGCCUUUUUAGCCCAGAGCUUGGGGAACAGAUUCGACCACGCUGCCGAAUGUCUUCUGAACAAUCUAAUUAAUCUGAUCCAAAAUUCGGCCAAAAUCAUUUCCACGUCCGGUGUAACUUGCCUGAGAUUCAUAAUCCAGUACACACAAGGUCCGAGACUGAUUCCUAUUAUCACGUCUAAUCAGCAGAACUCCAAGAGCAAGGAUAUUCGUCGCAGCUGCUGCGAGUUUCUCGAUUACAUAUUGAGCAAUUGGCAGACCAAUCCUUUGGAAAAGCACAUCGCCAUUUUGCAGGAAUCCGUGAAGAAAGGUAUUGCCGAUGCGGACCCGGAAGCUCGCGUUAUCUCCAGAAAAGCAUUUAGAGGUUUUCGAGAUCACUUCCCGGAACAGGCAGAGGUGCUUCUUCAAUCCCUUGAGCCCACGUACAGGAAAGCACUCCAAGGGGAACUGUGUUUAUCCAGUAGCUCAUCUAGUGGAAGUUUGGCGCAAACCGGAAACUUGAGAACGCCCAGGCAGUACCGAGCACCGAUGUCGACGCAAAGUUCUACAGGCAGCACAGAGAAUCUCAGUGGCGGCCUUCAAAGGGCCCCUUCUCUGCCGAGGAGCUACAGCAGACAGCGGAGCGGAAUUCCCGUGCUUUCUAAUAGCGGCAAGAAGGGAUUCAGAAGCAACUCGGCGAUCGAUCUUCAAGCAGCGCAGAGGGCCAAGACAAGGGCACAGUAUUCGGCAAUGGCCCGGCAGAAAAUCAGUUCAGGAACGGCGAGUUUACCUGGUGGAGAGAAUGCACAGCAAGCGCGCCCGCGGAAGACGCACGACGUUGUUUCAAUGCAAUCGCCUGAGAGAACAGGCCGUACGAGGAGCAGGAAUCAAGGCGUUUCGCAUUCGCAACCAACGAGUCGGUCUGGAUCUCCUAGUUCUCGACUACCUUACCUAUAUGGAAGGACUCAUAACAUGGACAGCACAGAUAACAGUCCAAGGCCGAGGAGGAUUUCAUCUGGUAUACCGAGAUCCACUGCCGGAUCCAGAGACACUUCAAGGGAGGCCAGUCCUACAAGAGUUUCCACUUUGAGUAGAUUCAGGAGAAGCAGCAGUGACAGACCGCCUAUGAGUCCGUCUUCUAGACCGGUGAUGGCCCAGAAGAUUCUUCAACAAAGUCGCGAAGCUGAAAGCGCACUUGCGGAUGCUUUGAGCUUCGAUCAGGGCGAUUCAAUUGACUAUCACAAUCGAAAUUUGCGAUCUUCGACUUUACGCUCAUUGGACAAUCAUUCUGACGAUUCUGAGACUUCCAGCGUGUGCUCCGAGAGAUCGUUUGAUUCAUACAGAAGGCCGAGCGAUUCAUACUCUUGGAGUGGUUCACAGCAGCGAUUAAGUAGCAGGGAACUGUGGGAACCCUGCCAUGAUAUUAAUGAAAUAAUUGUAUACUGUGCGAGCACAAUAUGGCAGGAAAGGAAGGAUGGUCUGGUAUCCUUGAGAAUUUACCUAAGCAAUGGUAACCUGUUGAGUCCAGGUGAACUGAAGCACAUAACCGAAAUCUUCACCAAAAUGUUCAUGGAUUCGCAUACGAAAGGCCUGAGCGUCUUCCUCGAUACGAUAAACGAACUGAUUAGAAAACAUAAGCAAGAAUUACAUGAUUGGCUGUAUGUAUUACUGCAGAGAAUAUUCUACAAGAUGGGUACUGAUCUUCUGAUGUCCGCCCAGACGAAGUUAAAUAACACUCUGGACAAUGUCAAAAAGAGUUUUCCGAUACAGCUGCAACUCAAUUAUGUGUACAAGUUCUUGGUAGAUGUAGCACAGACGCCCAACACCAAAGUUAAAGUGGCCGUAUUGAAUUUCUUGACAUCCCUAUGUCAUGUCACCGAGCCAGGGCAGUCGAUCAACAUGCCUCCGGCGAAUCAAGCCCUUUUAAAAAUUAUCAAUUACGCCCAGGACAUAAAGUCUAUCGAUAUUAGGAACGCAGCUAAGAAUUGCAUCGUGGCUUUGUGGAAUUGCAACACGCCGCAAGUUACAAUGAUGCUGGCUGACUUCCCCAAAGAACAACAAGAUGUAGCCUCAAGCAUCGUUCACAGUCACAUGCGAAAAAAUUCUUCAGGAAGCGAUAUCGGCAGUCCGGGUAUAAAAGCCCUAUCGCCGAGUACCGCGACCGCAAAACACAACGACACUAUGAACCACGAGGAUAUCUACAAGAGCCUGCAGAGAACCACGGCUGAAAUCCAAAAUUAUAGUUAUGAAACGUUAGGUUCAAAAUUGGACCGUGAUAGAGAUACAACAUCACAAGACUCAGGUAUAUCUCAAAUGUCUAUAGGUAAUGACAUAAAGACUGAAAUACUGGCCAUCGAGGAAAAGAUGGAUGAGAUUCACAUCGGUGCCUCGUACACCGCUAGACUUACCAGCGGUACUCAUUCGUCCAUCAACGGAGUCAACGACAACAAUUCAAAUGGUUACGAUCAAAUGGAAAAUUUAAAAGAAGAUGAACUGGUCACGAACAUAUUAGAAUAUUGCUUAAUUGAUAAUCCUUUAGCAAAUAAGACUAAGCGUAAACUACUCGAAAAGUUGAUAAUCGUUAUUAAACAAGGAAACGUGGAAUCGAUUAUACUUAACUUCAAGAAAUUAUUGCGGAUACUCAUCGAUACUUUGAGUCAGAAAGAUGUGAAGUCGCAAGUUAUAGUGCUUCAGAUUUUAACAGAAAUAUUUAAGAAUCCCAAAUUGGAGCCGUGCUGGCAGAAGUUUAUCGAACUGUUGACACUGAGAGUCCUAGAGGCUUACCUGGAUGAAAGUAGAGAGGUGGUGAAGACAGCGGACGCAACUGCAGCAGCGAUGAGUGUAUUUCCGUUCGACACCCUCGUGAAUACGUUAUCGCCGCUGAUACAAACUAGCACUUAUCCUAAAAUUGACGGUUCGAUAAAAAUGCUGACCAAAAUGAUCGAUGUGCACCAGGCAGACAUUACGGACGAACAUUUGACCAUAAUUAUGCCAGGAUUAGUUAAGGCGAACGAGAAUGAAGAGAGUUCCGUGCGGAAGAGCGCCGUAUUUUGCAUGGUGGCGCUUCACAGAGCCGUGGGCGAGGAGCGUCUAGCGCAGCACAUAGUUUCCUUAACGGGAUCGAAGUUGAAGCUGCUAAGAUUAUAUAUCGAGAAGGAGGAAAAUAAGUUAGUAUCGAAAAAUACUCGCAAUUUGAACGCCAGCUAGUGCCGUCGGCGUCCGGUAAAUGUUAUUAAAACAUGUUUGAUUAUGUUUAUUUAUAACGCUGCUCAGAUAAUUAUUUUUAAUUACAAUAUUGUUCAUCGGUUUUAUUAAUUGCAUUUCUUCACUGCCAGAAUAGUAAGGGGGGAAGGGGAAGUUUUGACUUUGCGGUAGAUGAUUUGAGAACGAGGAGUUUAUAUGGUCAAUAUAUUGCAAAGAUGCUCGUUAUCUGAUUAAUAAAUUAUGAUUAUUUAGGUGGGUGGUGUGUUUUGGUGGAAAACUGAAGUUUACUCUAAUUGUUUUGUUAAAUGUAAAUUUAUGCUUUCUAAAUUGAAAACAAACAAAACAACAACAAAUGCUGAUCAUCGAUUCGUCAGUGUACGUUGUUAUAUAUAUAUAUAAAUAUUAUUUUUGCAAUUAAAUUGUUAUUUUUUUUGUUCAAUUGCGAUGCACGUCGAGUGCUUUGAGAAAACAAAUGAAAUGCUUUAAAUGUAAAUCUUUACGGCAAUUUGUUUGUCUUGUAAUAUACAGUUAUUAGGGGUUUUUAUUUUUAUCGCGAUGCGAUAUAUACUUGUUCGACGUGAAAUAAGUAUAUAAACGUACUUGAUUCUCUGGAUGGUCUAAUCGACAUUUGUGAAACUGAAAAAAAAAUCUUUGCACAUACGUAAUUUCUUCGUUUUCUCGUUCGUCGAUGAUAAUUCAUGUAAUUGGCAAUUAGAAUAAUGUUUUUAUGAGAUUGUUGCUAAUAAAAUUAGCAAAAAAAGUGUUGUAUAAACUAUAUAAGGCAGUUAU